Molecule: messenger RNA, 1783 nt
Organism: Sorex fumeus (smoky shrew)
Lineage: Eukaryota; Metazoa; Chordata; Mammalia; Eulipotyphla; Soricidae
Gene: ADAP2
Product: ArfGAP with dual PH domains 2
Exons: 11
Coding region: 110-1252 (380 amino acids)
Biological process (GO): positive regulation of GTPase activity
Cellular component (GO): intracellular membrane-bounded organelle; plasma membrane
Molecular function (GO): GTPase activator activity; phosphatidylinositol bisphosphate binding
Source: RefSeq, a predicted model, not a curated record
GUCUGGCCGCGCUCGGUUCCGCUCCACCUGCCGGCGCGCCGCGCGGGCCAUGGGCAGCUGCGGGCCGGGGGGCGGCGGCGCGGGGCCCCGCUGAGCCCGCCGGGCGGGCAUGGGCGACCGCGAGCGCAACAAGAAGCGGCUGCUGGAGCUACUGCAAGCGGCGGGCACCGGCAACGCGCACUGCGCUGACUGCGGGGCGGCGGAUCCCGACUGGGCCUCUUACAAGCUGGGCAUCUUCAUCUGUCUGAACUGCUCCGGGGUCCACCGCAACUUCCCCGACGUCAGCAGAGUCAAAUCCGUGAGACUUGACUUCUGGGACGACAGUAUCGUGGAGUUUAUGACCCACAAUGGGAAUCUGCGUGUGAAGGCCAAGUACGAAGCCAGAGUCCCUGCCUUCUACUACGUCCCCCAGGCCAGUGACUGCCUGGUCUUAAAGGAACAAUGGAUUCGAGCUAAGUAUGAGAGACAGGAGUUUAUGGCUGAUGGGAAAACUCUCUCGCCCCCAGGGAGCAGAGAAGGGUUCCUGUGGAAGCGGGGAAGGGACAACGCGCAGUUCCUGAGGAGGAGGUUUGUCCUCUUGGCCAGAGAAGGUCUCCUGAAGUACUACACCAAAGAGGAGGGUAAAGGACCCAAAGCUGUCAUCAGCAUCAAGGACUUGAACGCCACCUUCCAGACAGAGAAGAUUGGGAACCCCCACGGGCUGCAGAUCACCUACAGAAGAGAUGGUCACCUCCGGAACCUGUUCGUGUACCACGAGAACGGCAAGGAGAUAGUGGACUGGUUCAAUGCCCUCCGUGCAGCUCGCCUACAGUACCUGAAGGGAGCCUUUCCUGAGCUCCCCGAGUCUGAGCUCGCGCCCCUCAUCACCUGGAACUACCUCAAACAAGGCUUCAUGGAAAAGACGGGCCCAAAGCAGAGAGAGCCUUUCAAGAAAAGGUGGUUUGCCUUGGACCCCCAGGAGCGCAGGCUAAUCUAUUACAAGCACCCACUGGAUGCCUUUGAGCAGGGCCAGGUGUUUCUGGGCAGCAAGGAGCAGGGGUACGAGGUGCAUGAGGAUCUGCCCAAGGGCGUGCGGGGGAACCGCUGGAAAGCCGGCCUCACCGUGAUCACCCCCGAGCGCAGAUUCGUCCUCACUUGCCCCAGCGAGAAGGAGCAGCGGGAGUGGCUGGAGAGUUUCCGGGAUGUCCUGGCCCGCCCCCUGACACCCCUCAACCUCCUCACGUCCACAGAUGGUGCCAGCCACAGCAGGUGACCCAUUGAGGCUUGUGCUGGCCACUGGCCACCUGGAGCUCCAGUGGGGAGGAAGAAUUCUCGCCUCGACCCUAGUGUCCCUGCAGGAGUGCCCUGCUGUGGGCAGCCAGCGCUGACAGUGAGUCUGCAGAGACUGAGGAUUAUGCCUUUACCUGCUGGUUCCUGGGGCCUCUUGACUGUCCUGCAUUGGAGGUCAAGGGUCUAGGAACUGUCCUCAGGACUGCUGAAGUAAAGGCACUGCAAUGAAAAGGAGCAGCAAUGGCAUCGCACAAGUGGGAUGUUGCUCCAAAGCAAUAAAGAUUUUAAUCAGGAUCAUGAAGAGAGACCGUGACGAAAGAAUUGGACAAAAGCAUGUUUGGGAUUCUCUGCAAAACAGCUGGGCCAGAUUCUAAAAAUGAAAGAUAAAGUAGGCUCCCCCAAGAAAGGGCAUAACAACCGAAUACAAUCCAUACUUCUUGAAUGGAUCCUGAACGACAUAGUAAUAUUGAGAUAAAGAACAUAUUUAGGGGCUGGAGCGAUUAGCACAACAGGC